AUGAAACUCCCUACAUGGCUAUGGAUAUUCUCCGACGACAAAACACCCACGCCACCACCAUCUCAACUCCUACUAUUCUCCGACGACACAACCACCAUCACUUCAAACACAACCGCAACCACCACAAUCACCAGUUGCAGCCUCCACAACAACCACUCAUCCCCUCGAACCCUAGCCUUAACCAUCUCCCACCUCCGCCUCACAUCCCUCCAACCUCUCCCGACCCCCCACGUCAACUUCCUCGCCGUCCAUAACCACCACCUUUACGCAGCCACCGGGAACCUCAUCCACGUAAUAGACACCACAUCUUUGGCGUUAAUCGACACCUUCAGUGUCGCCGGAUCUUCGUCGGGCUCCGUUAAGUCCAUUACUUUCAGCAACGGAAGCAUUUUCACUGCUCAUCAGGACAACAAGAUCCGAGUAUGGAAAUUAACGCAGAACAAACGGCACAAACACAUCGCAACACUUCCGACGUUCGAAGAUCGGUUGCGCCAUUCGGUUUUACCAAAGAAUUACGUCAAUGUGAGACGUCACCGGAAAAAACUAUGGGUCGAGCACCACGACGCCGUUUCUGGACUGGCGUUGAUCACCGAUCAGUUAAUGUGCUCGGUUUCUUGGGACAAAUACUUGAAGAUUUGGAGGACAUCGGAUUUGCGAUGUGUGGAGAGUAUAAAAGCACACGACGACGCCAUCAAUGCGGUGGUGGUGGCGGCGGAUGGAACGAUAUUCACCGGCUCCGCCGACCGCCGGAUUAAAAUCUGGGGAAAAGCGGUGAGGAAGUAUGGGCUGACUGCCACGUUGGAAAAGCACAAGUCAUCUGUGAAUGCGUUGGCACUAAACGACGACGGAUCGGUGUUAUUUUCGGGUGCAAGUGACCGAUUGAUUUUAGUGUGGGACAAGGAACACGGUAGCAAUCGUAUGGUGCUGACGAGCACAUUACGUGGACACUCUAAUGCAAUACUUUGUUUGAUCAACGUUUCUGAUUUAUUGUUCAGUGGGUCUGCUGAUCGAACGGUCAGGAUUUGGCAACGUGGAUACAAUGGUAAAUUUUAUUGCUUGAAAGUGUUGGACGGGUAUGAAAAACCCGUCCGAUCACUGGUGUCGGAUUCUGCAAAAACUACAAACGUAAGAGUGUUUAGUGAAAGCUUUGAUGGAUGUAUGAGAAUGUUGACUAUUGAGGGUUUGAUUCUUUCGAAUUAUAUGUCUAAUAAAAAAUGA
Messenger RNA from Lactuca virosa, 1218 nucleotides. The record is from the annotation of a GenBank genome assembly. NCBI's taxonomy places the organism in Eukaryota, Viridiplantae, Streptophyta, Magnoliopsida, Asterales, Asteraceae.